UGAUGCGGGCGAGCGUCGCGGGCGGGCCGGCGUCCGGCUGGGCGCAGCUGUGCCUGAGCGCGGUGCAGACGGCGCUGUACGGCUCGCUGUUCGCCUUCGCCUACGCGCAGCUGUGGCGGCUGCUGGCGUGGGGGUCGCGGCGGCUGAGCUGCCAGAGCGUGGGGCUGUUCCUGGGGCUGGGCUGGGCGGCGCUGAGGACCACCCUGUUCGCCGCCGCCCUGGCCCCGCGCGGCUCCCCCGCCGCCCUGCCCCGCCUCCGCCCCGGCACCCACUGGCUGCUCCACGGCUGCCCCGCCUGCCUCCUCUUCGCCACCCUCUGCCUCCUCAACCUCCACCUGGCCCAGGUUAUCUGUAAAGUCAGAUGUGCAGCCGAACUCGACAAAAACAAAAUUCUACUGCAUCUGGGCUUUAUAUUGGCGAGCCUCAUCUUUCUGGGGGUGAAUUUAACCUGUGCAAUGUUGGUUCAUAAAGGCAUCCCUGAAAAUCAGCUAAAGUGGACAAUGUCUGCUCGAGCCCUGAUAAAUGAUAGUCUCUUCAUCCUCUGUGGUAUUUCAUUAGCUAUUUAUAUCUUCAAAAUUACAAAAAUGUCAUCAGCAAAUGUCUACCUCGAAUCAAAGGGCACUUCUGUGUGUCAGACUGUCGUCGUAGGGACUGUGGUCAUCCUUCUCUACUCUUCAAGAGCUUGUUAUAAUUUGGUGAUCACAAUAUCUCAGGAUAAUACAGAGGGCCCAUUUAAUUACGGCUGGGAUAACCUUUCUGACAAGGCUCGUGUGGCAGACAUCAGCGGAGAUGAAUAUGUAGUGUUUGGAAUGGUCCUGUUCCUGUGGGAAUUUGUGCCAACCUGCACUGUGGUGCUGUUCUUCCGGGCCCAGAGGCCGAACCAGAAUUUGGCCCCUGCUGGGAUGGUCAACAGUCACAGUUACAGUUCCCACGCUUACUUUUUCGACAACCCGAGACGGUACGAUAGCGACGACGACCUUGCAAGACUCGGAGGUUCGAGGGAAGGGAGCUUGAACAACUCCCAGAGCUCUGGUUGGUACGGAACUAUAGCCAGCGGUGGCGGCAGCAAUUUCGCCGCCUCUCCUCAUUUGAACGGCCUCCCGACAGAUCCAGUCCCCCUCCUCUUUUCUGCUGGUAACUUGGAAACCAACAACCAUCAUUUCUAUUCGACGCCCCAAAACUGACGACGGCACCGAGAGCCAACAUGCUCAAAACGGUUUACAUGAGCGUGUGCGUGCGUGUGCGCGGGUGUGUGUUUGUGCGCGUGUGUGUGUGUGUGUGUUCGUUCUAGGCGGUUUAAUUCCAUCGGCAUAAACAUUCCAGUUACUUGAUGCAGCUAAAAACAAAGCCCUGGAGAGACGGCUGCACUCGGUGGAAGACGAAACGGUUACUCCUGCCUCUUUCUGGAAAAACGAAGCCCAAUCUUUUGAAAACUGUCUUGGGAGGAGGAGGGAGGGAAGGAACGGGUCAUCGGGAUCGUAGAGCUGGAUUGUCCAGAACUUCCUGACUUCCAUCCAAUGCAUAUUUGCACUUUUAUCUUUACAUUUUGAAGGAGCUGACCCUGUUCUGCUAGUUACCACACUCCGAUGUUCAGAAGGGUUUGUUUUAUUGCACUUUCGAGCUGGGAGGCAGGCGUCCUGCCAAGAACAAAUAUUCAGCAGUAUAUGUGUAGGCUGAUGGUAAUAACGUGACAGUUGGGGAUGUCCAUUCUAUUGUGCCCCGUAUUGUCCAAGCUUUUCCCACGCGGUACUAAGUGUCUGAACACCGUGGAAAGGGUUCUUAGGGAAUUAGUGGAGAGGUCAUCUUGGCUAAGCUUAACGUUGCCAUGGGAUUGCAAUAACUCUAGCAGAAGAGUGGGUAAUGUUGUUUUAUCAAAAUAGCAGCUGUCACUUUCUUAAAAAGAAAAGUAAGCUAGUGCGGUCAGAGGUCCUAUCACCAGAACCUGUGGUCCAACCCACAGGACAGAGCGCGGUGUCUGAAAGCUGGCCUGAAGAAAACCGUAGUGAGAUUGUGGUAGAAACUUCCUGAGGCCAGAUAAAUUAUUCACCGCAUGAGAUCCAUUUGACUAAACUCCGAGCCCGAUCGCAGCCUACAGAGUGGUACCUAUCUUGGCACUUACUGAAGUCGAAAUAGUUGGUACUCCAAGCUGAAACGGUGCAAGUAGCAGGACUGUCUCUAGGUGUAGGAAAUCCUGUUCAAAUGAACACAAGCGGAGUGCUCCUUGCUUGGAGUUGCCAGCUUCAUUAGCGGGGCACAGCAAGACUAGUAUUUGCUAAACUCAAGCUGGUGGAAACAUUUGCAGAGAGGUGGAAGGGAAUGAGCACAUUGGCAAACCAACGGUAAUCCAUCGAAACGUUUGAACCUUUAAAUUGAAGCAGUAUACUAGCAGGGUGUUGGAGCUAAGUUUAACUAUGUAAAAUACCCUGCUCAAAACUUGAACCAAGGAGUGGAAGUUUACACUGAGUCUACAGUGGAAUUUUUAAAGGCCCCUUUCGACUGGUGUUCUUCUGUGGAAAUAGGAACAGAUGUUGAAGAACACCAGGCGAUUGCAAGCAGAUAGGGCGGACUGUGGUUAGAGAGUCAAUAACUUGGCAAGAGCCUGUCUCAUCUCCUCGAACUUGAACCCAACUGCGUAAAUGCUUGACUUCUUGACUUAGUAUAGCUUGACUUCUAUACUGAUUUUGAGAUUGUCAUACCGUUAUCGUUCCACUGCUAAUGAAACACGUGUAUUUAAAAUUAAGAGGGUACGGGGUAAGCAAGACGUGCUUUUGAACUCUAGUAGGCCAAUGGCAACAUUUCAGUGCAAACGUGAUUACGAACGUCAGUCCUAAGUCUGUAGGUAUGUCUACAUCUUCACUAAGUGUUUUUUUUUUAAAUAAAGUCAGGUACUAAACAUUAGUGGAAGCUUUGCAGUGCAGACGUAGUAACUUCUGAAAUGCAAAAAAAAAAAAGUAGCAACUUAACACUUGCACAUAGCUGUGUGCAUUUUAAAUGCAGUUGCAUUUUUUUUAGAUUAAUUUGUCUCAGUAGCCCAUCUGCCACUGUGCUCACUUGAGAUCCUGUACUGUAACCGUUCAGAACCUUUUGAAUCUCAGUGCUUGGUCCGAGGGUUUCUAUCCAGAUAAAUUUGACGUGCCGCAGCGAUCUAUCAGCCCGCUCCUCGAGCAGCAAGGUGGCGAAGGCACUUUAGUAUUCCAGCAUUUGCGGCAUGGAGAAAUGCAUUGGUUUCUCCAGCCCCUUUAAUUCUCCUUUUCCAAGUUGAGAUUCGAAAGCCUGCUCUCGAUCGCUCUCAGACGUACUCAAGUGCUCCCAUGUGUCUCUUCCGUCCCCACCCACUGGCCCAUGUUUUUGCUUAAAAAUUCCAAAGCACUAGGAGCACUUUAAGUUUUGGUCAGGAGGGAAGGGAGUGUUGCAAAACAAAAACAAAAAAAAACAAAGGGCUAUGGGCUCACUCUUCAUCUUGCACUGAAGCACAUACUGACAAGCUUGAGACCUUCCUUUUUGGCUCCUAAAUUGGGGAAGUGGGUCGUGUUGUUUAAGUGUUCAGUUCUAGAGCGAUUAGCAGUGUUAAGUCUUAAUUUGUAUGGAUGGCCAUUCAUUCGGGAACUGACCGCUCAUUGCAACUGGUCGCGUAGUUUUACGGAAGAUGUGAUUUAUGGCUGAAAAGUGGCUUUCAUAUGCAUAGCUGCCUUUCUCUUUUUUUUUUUCUUUUUUUGUAUUUCUCAGCAAUGUAAUCAGUGGAACACUGACUCCAGAAAAACGCUGUGGCCAAUGAAUGUACUUGUUGUCUCACUAAAUGGUAACAAAGCACUACUGUUGAAAUAAAAUUGUGGUUUUGUGUUA
Tachyglossus aculeatus (Australian echidna) is the source of this 3843-nucleotide messenger RNA. RefSeq names its product G protein-coupled receptor 137C (gene GPR137C). Gene Ontology annotation, biological process: positive regulation of TORC1 signaling. The record is from RefSeq and is a predicted model, not a curated record. The transcript has 7 exons. Gene Ontology annotation, cellular component: lysosomal membrane. Bases 3 to 1184 code for a protein of 393 amino acids. Lineage: Eukaryota; Metazoa; Chordata; Mammalia; Monotremata; Tachyglossidae.